AUCACUCUCGUGACGUCACUUCGAUAAUUGACUUCCUCGACCUCGACGCAACGCUACACGGACUGAAACGGCAUCAUGGCGGACGCAUCUCUCGACGAUAUUAUUAAGCAGAAGCGCAUGCAGAGGUUUAAAAUGAACAAUAACACACCUGGAAACCGUGUAAAUCAGAAGGAAGGAAUGAUAAAGAAAAAGGGUGGCAAGUUGUUCAAAGAUGUUCAGAAGGACUUGGGAAUAAAGACAAAGAAAAAUCUGUCUAUAAACACCGACGCCAGGAAUAGGAUCAUCCAAAAACAAAGGAUAAAGUUUAGGGAUGCCCGAGACCGAUUGGCACAAAUAGCCAAGCAGGGAGAUGCCAGAGAUAAGCUCAACCAAAUUCGCAAAGGCAAGCCUGGUGACAAGGUAAUUCCUCAACAGAAGAAGACAGUCGUGAAGAAGAAAAUUCUUAAUGUACCCAGACAAACAUUGAAUGUAGGACAAACCCGCAUGAAAGGUGCAGCUGUUAUCCGCACCGUGGCAGGUGCUAAAAGGAAGGGGGGAAGACCUGGUGUAGUAAGGAGAGCUGCUGUCGUAACCAAAGGAAAUAGACCUGGUGGACGUAUGCAGGCUCUUGCAAAUAAUCCUGGUGUUAUCACCAUCAAGAAUAACAAUAUGCGCCCAUACAAUACAUAUGAGGUUGUCAAUUACAGGCCAGAAGUACAGCUUGCUCCACGUGGACAGUCCUUUGCAGGAGGUAUGGGAGUACCGUCACCAAUGGAUACCAUGUUAACUGUGGGUCCUGAAACAAUUAUCAGGACUCGCCCAGCAGAACAAGUUGUCUAUGCCAGAGAGUAUGAACCUGAAGUUAGGCCCUCGAGACUUCGAAUCACAGCUGCUAACUCUGAUUACAGGGUUGGUGGUCAACAGUAUGCAGAUAAGUGGCAAGGGUCAGCAAUGCAGGGAAGAAAACGAGAGUAUUAUGAUGACACUGUUGAAUACCAAGUUUAUCCCAAGAAAAUUGCUACAGUUCAAGCACCAGUGGUUCAGGCAGAAUCUGGAACCAAGGUUGUGGUGUCUAAUUUGCACCCAUGUGUUAGUGUAGAAGAUAUGGAAGAGUUGCUUGGUACUGUCGGAUCUGUGUACAACGUUAGAAUGGUCAGGCAAGGAGUUGCAGAAGCUUUCUUUGUCAACCAAGAGGAUGCAUACAGGUCAGUUGAGUUAUUCAACAAUAGACAGUUGGAUGGGCAACCAAUGAAAGUUAUGGUAGUCAGAAAGAAAGCCCAGGUGGUGACUACAGCUCCAGCAAGGUCUGUCUUGAGAAAUGCUAGGGGCCGCACCAGUUACUAUGUACAAUAAGGACAUGGAGAUUGCAACAAGAUAUAGAGUCUUAGGUAAUUGUGUACCUUCAUAGCAAAGUUCUGUAAUUUUAAUUUCUCUGAAAGUUUUAAUUUUUUUUUAUGACAUUCAAAACCGAUUGUAACGUUCAUGUUCAUUGGCAUUUGCCUUGAAAAGUUGUACUUUGUGUUUGUGCAUUUAAAAAUAUAGGAUUUUGUGAAAAAAAAAAAAAAAAUCACAAUUUAGAGCCAAUUUUAUUGAGAGCUAUAGAAGUACCUGUCAUUACAAGCAUUUGGAUUUAGUCAUUUCCAUAAUUUUUUAAGUUUUUAUAAAAUUUGGAACUUUUCCCUUCCUAAGAUAGGACCCAGUUUAUAAUGUAGCAAUGAUGGCAAAAGUGUAUCCUUGUGUAGAAACCAGUUUAAUUAGAAUAUCACUUACUAUUAGUGUCUUGUAGAGAACUUGUAAACUUUAAUCAUUUAAGAUGUAUUCUCCAUUAUUGCUGAGUCAUGGAUGCUUGUAUUGUACCAUUUCAAGUGAAUGAACUUUUAAUAAAUGGUCCUAGGUCUA
This is a messenger RNA of Macrobrachium nipponense, 1878 nucleotides long. RefSeq names its product polymerase delta-interacting protein 3-like. NCBI's taxonomy places the organism in Eukaryota, Metazoa, Arthropoda, Malacostraca, Decapoda, Palaemonidae. The record is from RefSeq and is a predicted model, not a curated record. Gene Ontology annotation, biological process: poly(A)+ mRNA export from nucleus. Gene Ontology annotation, molecular function: mRNA binding. Gene Ontology annotation, cellular component: nuclear speck; nucleus. The coding region runs from base 76 to 1332 and encodes 418 amino acids. The transcript is spliced from 12 exons.